This is a messenger RNA of Tilletiopsis washingtonensis, 3020 nucleotides long. Its product is annotated as RhoGAP-domain-containing protein. Gene Ontology annotation, biological process: small GTPase-mediated signal transduction. NCBI's taxonomy places the organism in Eukaryota, Fungi, Basidiomycota, Exobasidiomycetes, Entylomatales. Gene Ontology annotation, molecular function: GTPase activator activity. Gene Ontology annotation, cellular component: cytoplasm. The record is from RefSeq and is a predicted model, not a curated record. The coding region runs from base 114 to 2906 and encodes 930 amino acids. The transcript is spliced from 3 exons.
CCCUCACACUCCCGCCCACCUCGACCCGCCCCACCGCCUGGCACAAAGCCUCACCACUCCUCCGCUCCUCUGAGCCUGCUGCUUCGCUCCUUCGGCGGCUGUGCAGCUGCAGCAUGGCCGACGAGUCGCUGCGCGCCGCCGCCGCCGCGGCGCGGCCGACCCCGCCGCCGACUCGCUUCGGCAUGCUCGCCUCGUACUUUCGCGGGGCGCCGCGCAGCGACGAGCUGGCGCAGAGUGCCGGCAGCACCAAGGCACAUCCCGCAGCGAGCUCAGACCAGCAGGCGGACACGUCGCGCCGGGACGUCUCUGGGCCCAUCACGGCACCGGGCGGCUGGGGCGCCCUCCUCACCUGGCGCGGCGCACCGCCGAUCGACUCAGCAGCGGCGGACGAGGCAAGCACAGCGUCGCACAAGGAUGCAGAGACGUCUGCCCAUGCCCAUCUGGCUGAGACAACCGACGUGCGGCGAGACACGCGCUCCCACUCGGGCACUCAGCCGCGCCGAUCUCGCGCGGCCAUCCCGUUCAGCAGGGACAGCACCUCGGACGCUGCGCUCGGACACUUCGGCAGCGGCACCGCUACGGCACUGCCGCACGAAGCCAGGGACAGACAGGCCGUUGCGCCGCACAUGAUCCCUCAAACAGAUCAGCUGGCCGCCAAGCUGGCGGAAGCUGCAAGCCCCGCCGUUGUCGCAGGCGACGCACCCACGCCGGCGUAUGCGACCCUGUCGCGCCUGUCGAAGAGACCGUCGUUCGCCCCGAUGCACCAUGUCGAUGAGGCGCAAGGCGUGCGGAGGCCUUCUGGGCAAGCGCCGCGCGCAGUCGACGCGACCGUAUGGCGCGACGAGUGGACGGCAGAGAAGGAGGCACACGAGAAGAUCGACGAGGUCGUGCGGUUGUGCAUCAGUCAGGCCGGGCUUGACUGGGAGCUUCGCCCGCUCGUCGUUCUGAGCGUCGCCUCGCUGCCGGAUCAGCGCCGCGUGGACUACGAUGCGCUGCUCGAGCGCCUUCUUGCCGCGCUGAGCCUCUAUGUUGAGUCGGAGUACUCGGUCGUGCUGCUCGCUGCCGGCGGCAAGCACCGGCCCGCCUGGAGCUGGAUCUGGAAGGCGCACCGCAUCAUCGACCGGAAAUACCGCAAGAACCUCAAGAAGCUGUACAUCGUUCAUCCAACGCUUUUCACGCGCACGCUCGUGCAGUUCGUCUCGAAGGGCUCGUACUUCGUCUCGCCCAAGUUCGCGCGCAAGAUUGUGCAAUGUGCCAGCCUGUCUGAGCUGGCCAGCCACGUGCCGCUGUCGCAGAUCGAGCUUCCGCCGGAGGUGCUGGUGCACGAUCUGAGCCUGUCCGACGGGCUGCAGACCCGCAACGCGGCCGAAGAGGGCGAGCAGAGAUCGACAGCCAUCUUUGGCGUGCCGCUCGACCAGCUGAUGGGCCCUGUCGGCGAGCGCGACACCCUGCCACGCGUUGUGCGGGACUGCGUAGAAGCUCUGCGCCACGACGUCGGCCCCACAGGACAGGGCAUCUCGGGCCUCGACACUGAUGGCAUCUUCCGCCGCUCGCCGUCGUCGGUGCUCCUCCGCGCGGCUCAGACUGCCUACGACGGCGGCCAUCCCGUCGUGCUCGCUCGGUACGGAGACAUGCAUCUCCCGGCGGCGCUUCUCAAGACGUAUCUGCGCGAGCUGCCACCCAUCUUUCCAUCGGAGCUGUACCCGCUCAUCAGCGCGUGUCCGUCGCCUUUCGCUGCCGAGGAAGAGGCGCUCCAGUUCAUAAGACAGCGCAUCCUGCCCGCCGUGCAGCCGCCGUGCAAUCUGCUGCUGCUCGGGUAUGUCAUCGAGCUGAUGCACGAUGUCGCCGCCCGCUCAAGCCGCAACCGGAUGGACGCUGCAAAUUUGGCAACCGUGCUGGCGCCCAAUCUGGUGCGCAGCAGCGAUCCGCUUCGCGAUAUUGCCAUCUGCCGCGUAGACGGCCUGCAGUCGCGCGACACGUCGACCAAGAGUCAGCUGGAGAAGCGCGGCUCGGCGUCGACCGGUCCCACCACCCUCGGCACUGUGCUGCGCUUGUGCAUCGAGCGCGCGUACGAGCUCUUCGAGCAGGUUGCUUCCGAGCCACCCACGCUGCCUCGCCAUGACCUGUCUGAGGGCCCCAACGAGCCGGGUGCCCAGGCGAGCAGCACCAUCGCCGAUGCGGUGUUGAGGCGCGCCCGCGCCACCACGUCAUCGUCGCUCGGUACCGUCUCCGCGUCUUCCUCGGCACAGAGCUCGCCGACGCUGGAGAGGCCGCCGUGGCUAAAGUCGGGCACCGUCUCGCCCGUUCUGCCUGCAUCGCCGCAGCCCGUGCCGACAGCGCUGGCCAGCACAAGCACCGCCACUCGAGCAUCCGCAUCAGCAGAGAGGCCCGCGUCUUCCACAGACGCGCUGACUUCGCCAGCGUCGCGAAAGACUGCACGAAGCAUCGUCGGAACGACCGGCGACAGCACGACACACCGCGCAUCACGCUUCUCAGGCACACUCGGCAGGAGCUCGUCGACGUCGCUGCGCCUCACGAGCGCGCGUCUCCAGUCGUCUGGCAGCAUUCGCAGUCCCAGCUCGCCUGCUGCAGCGUCCGGCGCCACGUUUGCCGCCGUCAGCCCCUCUGCUAGCGCCACAGACAUCUGCCAGCUGCUGGGCUCCACGUCCGGCGUUGCUCUGGCCGGCAUCAGUGCCUCGGGCUCCUUUACUGGGGGCCCGCGCAUUGUCUCGGGUCCGGGACCUGCCGGGGCGGCGACGGCGCCUGAGCCGCGAGCGAUCGCCAGUGGCCAUGCGGCCGGAGCUGCUCUAGGCGAUGCGCCUGCCACGCCAAUGCGCCUUCAUGCUCCGACGGCGCCACGUCCGCUUUCCGAAGUCGUCGAGGCGGCGGAUGCCACCGGAUCAUGACGCCGCCGCCACCUACUCACCUAGCUGUUUCCUCCCUUCCUGUCACCAUCUGUCACCUUUCACAUGUUACCCCGCGCGAGCCUCACGCGCACGUCAUGAGGUAUCGGGUUCAUU